This is a messenger RNA of Helianthus annuus (common sunflower), 2595 nucleotides long. RefSeq names its product protein IMPAIRED IN BABA-INDUCED STERILITY 1. NCBI's taxonomy places the organism in Eukaryota, Viridiplantae, Streptophyta, Magnoliopsida, Asterales, Asteraceae. Gene Ontology annotation, molecular function: RNA polymerase II CTD heptapeptide repeat kinase activity; ATP binding; cyclin-dependent protein serine/threonine kinase activity. The transcript is spliced from 9 exons. The record is from RefSeq and is a predicted model, not a curated record. Gene Ontology annotation, cellular component: nucleus; cyclin-dependent protein kinase holoenzyme complex. Gene Ontology annotation, biological process: protein phosphorylation; positive regulation of transcription elongation by RNA polymerase II. Bases 341 to 2314 code for a protein of 657 amino acids.
CUUCCUUACCGGUUCACCACCCUCCCCAUUGCCACAUAUCCAUCUUUGUAAAUUGUCCAAUAAAUUCACCUUUGGUGUCUUUAGACCACCACAAAGUAGUCCCACUGUCUGUAUUUCUAUCUUAGUGCUUCGCACAUUCGCUCAUUUCCGACGAAGAUUUCUGACUCUGACCCCCCAAAAGCUACUCCAUUACACCAAUCUUUUAAAAAAAAAAAAAAACCAAACACAAACCCACCAAAAUUUUCGUGAAUCUUGAUCUGGGUUUGAUCCAGAUUCCCUUAAAACUCAAUAAAAUUCAACCUUUUUUGUACAUGGAUUCAGUUUCUUGAAGAAAAGAAAGAUGGGUUGUGUGUCAUCUAAACAGACAGUUUCUGUAACUCCGGCGGCGGAUCAUUCUGGGGUUUUCCGCGACAAUGCGGUGGUGGGUUCUUGCCGGAGUGUUGACGGUGGUGGAGAUGUGGUGGCACAGUUGGAUAACAGGAGGAGGAGGAAGAAGAGGAGUUCAAAGAGUGUGUCUGGGAUGAGUUGGAGUGAGAUGGGUGGCUCAGGGAGGAACAAUGGUGGUGAGCCGGUGAGUUUUAGGUUGGGGAACUUGCAUAGGUAUGUAGAAGUGGAGCAGGUGGCUGCUGGUUGGCCUGAGUGGCUCAGUGCAGUGGCUGGUGAAGCUAUUCAUGGUUGGGUGCCUCUUAGAGCUGAAUCUUUUGAGAAAUUAGAGAAGGUUGGACAAGGUACAUAUAGUAGCGUUUUUCGUGCUCGUGACCUAGAAGGUGGGAGGAUAGUUGCGCUAAAGAAGGUGCGGUUUGACAACUUUGAACCUGAAAGUGUUCGGUUUAUGGCUCGUGAAAUAAUGAUUCUUCGUAGACUUAACCAUCCAAAUAUCAUGAAACUUGACGGGAUAAUAACCUCACAGCUAUCAUGUAGCAUAUACCUUGUCUUUGAGUACAUGGAACAUGAUAUUUCAGGACUUUUAUCAUGCCCGGACAUCAAGUUCACCGAAUCACAGAUUAAAUGCUACAUGAAGCAGUUGUUGUCGGGACUCGAGCAUUGUCAUUCACGGGGAGUAAUGCAUCGUGACAUCAAAGGGGCAAAUCUUUUGGUAAAUAAUGAAGGAGUGAUGAAAAUAGGUGAUUUUGGGUUGGCGAAUUUUUGUAAUGUGGCUCAUGACAGGCGGCCUUUGACCAGUAAAGUUGUUACUUUAUGGUACCGGCCGCCUGAACUUUUAUUGGGGUCCACGGAUUAUGAUGCUUCAGUGGAUCUAUGGAGUAUUGGGUGUGUAUUUGCAGAGCUUCUUCUUGGUGUACCUGUUCUUCAGGGUAGAACCGAGGUGGAACAAAUGCAUAAGAUCUUUAAGCUUUGUGGAUCCCCAUGUGAAGAUUAUUGGGAUAGGUCAAAACUUCCUCAUGCUAUGUUGUUUAAGCCACAACGUCCCUAUGAAAGUUGUCUACGAGAAACUUUCAAAGAUCUACCUAAGAACACAGUGGAACUUAUAGAAACUUUGUUGUCCGUUGAACCAUUUAAGCGUGGGACCGCCUCUUCCGCUCUUGCAUCUGAGUAUUUCAGGACAAAGCCGUAUGCAUGUGAGCCAUCAAGUUUACCAAAAUACCCUCCUAGCAAAGAGAUUGAUGCUAAGCGUCAUGAAGACUCAAGAAGGAAGAAUCAUGUUGGAAGAACGCGAGGGCCUGAAAUGUCACGAAGAUUGAAUAGAAAACCGAAUGGCAUGAGUAAAUUAGUGCCCGAGGAGAAUUUAUCAAUCAAAACCGAAGUUAGGCUGAAAAUAAAUGGAAGUAGAUUAAAUAAACACAAGGACAGUGAUAUAAUCUUAGCUUUUGAGCCACGCAAGCCGUCUGGAAGCACAAUAGACCCCGAGUCUCAAGGAGACAUUACAUUUUCAGGCCCGUUACAAGUUCCAGGUUCAAGUGGUUUUGCAUGGGCCAAAAAGCGGUUUGAGGAUUCUUCGUCUAUCAGGUCACUCGGCAGAUCGAGUUCCAAAAGUCUUGUAUCUGAGUCUGAAGUAACAUUACAUUCAAGGGAAACAAAACGUACUGAAAAGAUUGAACGGACUGGUUCUAGAGGUCGGGAUUCCAAAGUUACAUACGAUGGCGGGUCUCAUGGUUACCCUUCUCGAGAUCUGUCUACGGCAUUUUUCAGGAAAAUAGAUUCGGUGUAUCAGGAUCAAGAAGAUAAGAUUGAGUUUUCGGGUCCUUUGUUGACUCAGUCCCACCAAAUUACUGAACUUCUAGAGAGGCAUGAACGCCAGAUUCGCCAAGCGGCUCGAAGAUCAUUGUUGCAAAAAGGUAGGAAGAACGGCUGGUGAACUGAAUUGUUUCUUGAAUCGGAUAAAUUGUUCUGAAGAUCAUGAAAUCUUGAUCCAUAGCUCAUAGAGGAGUUGUUACGACAGUUUAACAGACCAAAAUCACGGGUUUAUGAUGGUCGUAAAGCUUUUAGAUCUCACUUUUUAACCUCCAUUGAUUAGUUUUAGAUAUUAAUAUCUUCUAUCCUGUAAAACAAAGGUGAUUGAAUAUGAAUGUAUAGCUACAGAAAAUUUGCAUGGAUCUUUAUGGUUUCGAAUAUAUACAACCGUCUGUUUUUUUUUUU